AUGACUAAAGAGCAGACUUAUUGUGAUGUUAUCCUGCAGGUGCUUAAUGAAUUCACAUGUAAACAAGAAAACAUAAGCAAGACUGAGUUAAUUAAAGAGGUAAUAUCAAAAACGCUAUUGCGCAUGGCUGCUGGUUUGAAGCGAGAUGCUUUUGUUAUUCUUCGAAUCAAUGGCGAAGAGCUGCUUGAGUUCUUGAAUAGCCCAACUUUCGAACGGGAUAUACUAUCCAUUUUCUCCGAGAUUGGAUUACCCCAUGGAUCUCUUCAAGAUAACGUCAUAGAGGCUUUUGUUAAACUUACCGUUGAUCAGGGGAUGCCUCCGGCUACAGAUCCUUGGGUUGUAAGUAACAUUGUGGAACCAGCACUAAAAUCACUUGGUGAUGUCUCUCGACAACCAGUUUCACAAGCAACACUUUUGGUCGAGUUUAAAAGAGCUAUAGAGAGUGUGGCACAACAUCUAAAAGAGAAACCCGCGAUCGUGGCUCAUAGUCAGAAUACUUUUGAUGGAAGUGGCAUUAAGAAAUUGUUGUCAAACAAAUUUGAGUUGCAUAAGAGACUGAAUUCUGCUAUAGAAAGUGUACCCAAAGAUCAAAAUGGGGAGAUAUCUAAGGAAUGUUUCCAUGGAGCCCUUGAAAUUCUUGCCUCUGCAGCUGGCUUACCUUCAUUUGGAGCUCAGGAUCAGAUGGAUAACAUUAGGGCUGAAGCUCUUAAAACGUUUGAGGUGAAUGAUAGGAAACUGGUUAACGAAGAAGAGUUCAAGAAAUCAUUGAUUCAAGUACUCGAGACUAUCAUGCAACUUUUAGAAGCCAAUCCAAUAUCAGUGUCUACAAACUCAAUCGUGCACGAGCCACGAGCUACAUCCUCUAUCCCAUCUUCGCCAUAG
Molecule: messenger RNA, 882 nt
Organism: Fraxinus pennsylvanica
Lineage: Eukaryota; Viridiplantae; Streptophyta; Magnoliopsida; Lamiales; Oleaceae
Source: the annotation of a GenBank genome assembly